AUGCCUUCCCGUGCCUCGACUUUGCGCGACCGCCGACCUCGACCCGACGACCCUUACCAACCCGUUGCGCGCGCGUUCCGGCCUGGCCAACCCGGCGCAGGAUUCGCCGCCGCCGCCCAGCGCUUCGUCCUCGAACGCGCAGCGUACGACCGCCGUCGGCAGGCGACGCUCAACCUCAUCCGGCGCGGUGCAGAUGCCGAGCGGGUGCGCGCCGAGGCGGCGAGUGCGCUCGUCCGCUUGCGGAACGAGGAGGCGCAGCGUGUCGCGGGCCUGUCACGAGAACAGCGCGAGAUGGAGGAGCAGAUCGAGGAAUGGUUGGCCGGGUUGACGCCCGAGGAGCAGCAGGAGCAGAUCCGGCGGGUCGAGGCGGGUGAGCCGACGGGCAGCAGCUGA
Molecule: messenger RNA, 393 nt
Organism: Rhodotorula graminis WP1
Lineage: Eukaryota; Fungi; Basidiomycota; Microbotryomycetes; Sporidiobolales; Sporidiobolaceae
Exons: 1
Coding region: 1-393 (130 amino acids)
Source: RefSeq, a predicted model, not a curated record